Messenger RNA from Harpegnathos saltator (Jerdon's jumping ant), 6733 nucleotides. It is a transcript of the gene Hr4, whose product is annotated as nuclear hormone receptor 4. The transcript has 11 exons. Bases 2879 to 6262 code for a protein of 1127 amino acids. NCBI's taxonomy places the organism in Eukaryota, Metazoa, Arthropoda, Insecta, Hymenoptera, Formicidae. Gene Ontology annotation, biological process: regulation of DNA-templated transcription. Gene Ontology annotation, molecular function: sequence-specific DNA binding; zinc ion binding; DNA-binding transcription factor activity. The record is from RefSeq and is a predicted model, not a curated record.
AAACAUACAGGCCUAGAUAGCUCGUCUUGUAGCUGAUGCGCGCAAACGCUAAUGUAUCUGACUCGAAUUACACUAGAUUCGAUUCGAAUUCGAAUAGUUCGCACAUCUCCAGUGGUUACUGACGAUACGAUUAGUCCCGCCCGCUUCGUCGAAAUCGAGUCGGGUCGAAGAUUCUCCGAAUUUUGAUUACCGCGAAAAUUGUCUCUCUAUCUACCUCUCUCUCCCUCUCUUUUUUUUUCUCUCGACACUUGGUCAAUUUUCCACGAACGACCAACCGAGUCAAAGCUGCGUCUCCGUUAAAUAAAGAUUCCACACCGCGCUCGCAGCGAAAAGGAGAAAAAAAGUCUAUAGGCCGCGAGUUAUAAUCGAUCAUCGUGUAGCUGGCAAUCUGCUCGCACACGCGGACCGCAUCGCGGCGUAUUUGCAUAUCGCACGUGACCCGCGAGCGUGUGACUCUCUUCGCGGGGUCACACAAGCGCACGUUGCGGUGUCUUCAAUGGCUCCGACCCUUCGUCACAAGCAUCGGCCACCAUUCACGCUCUUCAUUCAGCCUCUGCCAUGCAGCGCGCUUGCGUUCAUCUCGCUCCUCGGCCGUUCCGCGUGUUGCUUCUCGUUCGCUGCUCUCUCCCUGCCCCACCAGCCCUCCUCUUCGUUCUCUUUCCUCCGCGACUUCCAUCAUUCAAACAACAACGACGGCGACGACGACGACGACGAUGACGACGACGACGACGACACGGCGCUACACGUCGCGAUGCAGCUACGCGCUCUCGCCGCCUUCCUUAUUGCGUCUUCGUGGCAGCUUUCGAGUGAUUGACGGGGCGGCGGCAGCGGCAGGAAGAAGGGACGCCAGAUUGUUGGCGGCACGGGGGCAGAGGUUGUGAGACGUGGGUGGCGUAGCGGCAGAGUCACCGGCUCGGGGGAAGCUAAGUCCAAGAGAGACAGCGAGAGGGGGGGACCCAGCGGAGGGUGGGAGGUCGGGAUAGUUGCUGCCGGCGGUGCAGGGUUGAAUAUCAACCCACGCGGUCGUCCCGGACGUGCACCGGUGCUAGUUCGACUUCGCCUGAACCCGCGGUAACCACGCGGUAGAGCAUCGCGCGCGCGAGCGAGCGCGCGCGCGCGCGAAUGAGACGAAGAAGGGUUGUGUGCGAUCGCGCACGUGAUCAGUCGGUCAGCGAUUGACACGGACAUCGAGAGGGUGGUCGGGAGGACACGCCAGAGGGACCAAACUGCAACGUAGAUAGACCAGUCGCGAGCUGGUCGACGACGCGUGAGCAGGGAUCAACGACGACGACGAUGACGACGUCGCGGUGAAAUCUCGCGCGCGCCGCCGGCCGCUCUGCACAAACCGGGCUGCAUCGAUUUUUCGACGCGCUCUCGAGCACACGCGGCCGAUACCAAUGACCCUCGACGUGCCGGCGGUUUAAAGGUCAGAGACUGCCGCGCGGCGAUUCGGCUUCGCGACGUGACGCGACCGCGUGUGUCGCGCAGAAAGCGUGUUGCCGCAUCGUGCAGAUUGCCGAGGAACGAUCAGCUGGCAGAGGGACGCAGGGAGAGUGAAAACGAACGCGAUUUCAACGCGUCUCCAGAGUGACUGCUCGAUCUUGCGGCGACACGUCCGCACGUGUAAAAAUCGACGGACGCGUAUUCCGCUUCGCCGACGAGAACGCACGCUUCGCUCGGCGACGUCGUGAUCCGCGAUACCGCGGAAUCAUUGAUCUUCCUUGGCGCCCACCGCUGCCGUCACCUCCACCACCUCCGCCUCCGCCUUCGCCUUCGCCUUCGCCGCCGCCGCCGCCGCCGCCGCUACACGUGAACCAACGUCACACAGUUCAACGAGUGUGCGACGCAAUUACUCCAGGAACGCCGCCGUGAGAGGCGUUCGCGGAUGUACGUCGCGGGAUGACGAUCGUACCCGUGCCGACGACAACGCGCGAGCGGUCGAUACGCGAUCGAUACGGCCGCUCACUCUCGAAGGCUUCCCGCGGCGUGACAGAUCGGAAUAACGUGUUUGUAUCGCGCGAUCGUGCAACACUUUCCGCCAUGUGCCGCGAGUAAAUUACCGGCGAUCGGGAUACACUCGUAAGAGGAUCGCGUCACCGGGGACUGCGAGGAGGGAGACGGCUGAGCAAAGCGUCUUUGCACCACUGGCUCUGCGACUCGCUGUGGUCCGCUGUGAUUUUUGCCCGUGGCCAGCAAGGAAGUAGUGACGUUCCUGCUUUAGUCAGGCGAGCCGUCCGGUCGCGCCGCGCGAGCGACGAACUUUCUCGAGAACGGCGCGGCGCAUCGCGGAACGAUACUGGGGGGAUACACCGAAAGUGCUUGCGUCGUGAUUAUUAUGAUUGCACAAUUAUGCGAUGAUUGCAAUAUUCAUCUUUCGAGGCGAACAGAUACGGCAUGAGAUCUCUCGAAAGUGUUCACGUCAAUUUUCAUCUGGGGCUACCCACGAUCGCUCGCUCGCGACUCGCGUUUCCGCGAGUGUUUGGCGCGUUGUGUUCCAAACAGCACGGCGUAUCAUAUCCGAAAGUCUGAUUCUGUCUCUUCAUAUGUCCAAUCGCGAUCGGCGAGUAGAAAUCAACGAGCGAUAUAUCGCGAGGUUGAACACGAUCGAGCGACUUUUUUUUGCUACGACUUACGCGGACACGCAGGUGAACGGAAGACGCGACGUUCUCUGCGACAUCGAAGACAAUCCGCGGAGACACGCGUAGUCAAGCAAGAGAAGCGAGAGGAGAAGGAACAUUGAGAAGGAAGAGAAAGACAGAUUUAUCGUUAUAUUCCAUAAUUCGCGCGCCGCACAAGUUGCGCAAGUGUGUUAAUGAUUAACGACUCGUCGUAUAAAUGUGGAACUGUACGAGAUUAAAAAAAGGACGAACGGAGCAAAAUGUUCCCCACGGGAAGUAACGUCUCGAUUGCCACUAAUCUCCAGUGGGGCCGUGAAGACUGGAGGAACUCGUCGAAUAUGGAUCUAACGGCUCUUUACGGGAUGCAGCAGCGAAGUCUCCUGCCCUACUUGUCCGCGUAUCACCCUUACAAUAGCUUCCCGAUGGCGUCUUACCAGAGCUACUUCCACUUCCGGCACUACUUUCGAUCGCAGCUCACGCUCGAUCCCUAUUUCGCCCUCAAUUAUCACGAAUGCUUGGACGCGAAGGACUUGUACGCGUCGCUUUUCGACUCCCCGGUAUCCCUCGGAUCAGAAGGCUCGCCACUCGGGAACCAGCCGGCGGACGCACCUUCACCCAUAAACUUUCCUGCUCCAGGGGAGAGCAUGGCCGACACCUCGACCCUGUCGCCGGAAGCGAACACGCCGAGCUCGCCGGGCUGCCCUAUGGUCACAGUGAAAAGCGAGUACCUGCUGGGCAGCCCGAGUCCGGGGACACCGCGAGGAGACUCUCUCCGUGGUGCUGGCAGCGGCGGCAGCGGCGGCGGCAGCGGCGGCGGCGGCGGCGGCGGCGGCGGCGGCGGUAGCGGUGCUGGCGGAGGAAGCGGCCAAGAAGGUCGCGACGCGACGUGUUCAGACCGCGCAUCGCCCGACUCGGUCUUCCCGGACGCCAGCCCUAUGCUGAGCUUCAGGGUCGUCGACGAGCCACAGCAGCAGCAACAGCAGCAACAACCGCAGCAGCAACCGCAGCAGCAACAUCACCAUCAGCAGCCGCAACCGCAGCAUCAGCAGCAACGUUCCGCAACACCCGCACCAGCCAGAUCGUCACCCUACUCUCCGGUUCAAGCGGUCUCGUCGACUCCGAUGGGUCAAGAAGCCACCUCGAGGAGCGAUAGCCCGGAUAAGGGCGAUUUGUCGUCCGCGCAGACCAAGGAAGAGUCCGAUAACUCGGUAUUCGACGGAGGUGGAGGCGGCGGCGGCGGCGGCGGCGGCGGCGGCGGUGGCGGUGGCGGUGGCGGUAGCGGUCGCUCGGAAGCCUCCAGCCAACCUAGUCACCGGAACAGCCCGUCGUCGCAGUUCAACCCGAGCCAGAGCGUCAGUCCGGGUGGUGGGACCGCGCACGGGCCGCAACAACAAGCGCCGCAGACCUCGCCGACGCUGACGAGGCCGCGCGCACCCUCGGUGCCGCCGCACCUGUUGGCGCACCAUCAUCAGUUCUGGUCGCAGAAUACCGGUAUGCAAGGAUUCGCCACGCAGAGGCUACUCAACGGCGUCAUCAGCAGCGUCGGCUACGGCCAGAACGCCACCGCCGUCUCCACGAGCAGCGGUACCAGCACCAGCGGGAACGUCGCCAGCUGUGUCACCACCGGUGCUACCACCACAGCAACGUGCGAAGGGAUGAAACCACCGGCGCAGAGAGCAGCGCCGGCACCACCGCGGCCCCCGCCUACAGUGAUAAUGGGCGAGAUCGGCGGCGUCCGGACAAUGAUAUGGUCGGCGCCGCUGGACCCGGUACCGCCGCCUGCAGCGUCGUGGACGACGACCGCGGCGGCAGCGGCAUCGUGCUCCUCGUCGGAGGAGUCUGCCGCCCAGCUGCUGCUGAACCUCGGCCAAGAGUCCCGGGGUAAACCGCCCACCUCGUCGGUGUCGUACUCGUCCGGACCACCGCUCAACAUGGAGAGGCUAUGGGCCGGCGAUCUCACACAGCUGCCAGCCGCUCAACAGAUGCAGGCGCUGAAUCUGACCGCCUCUGGUUCCGGCCAGCCGUGGGUGAGCAACGGUGGGGUCGUCAAGUCCGAGGCGGCCUCGCAAUCUAUAUCGAUAGCGCCGCCGGCGCCGCCGUUGCCGCCCCAGGAGCACGAGGAGGACGAGACGCCGAUGAUUUGCAUGAUCUGCGAGGACAAGGCGACCGGCCUGCACUACGGUAUCAUCACGUGCGAAGGGUGCAAAGGGUUCUUCAAGAGGACUGUACAAAAUAGGCGGGUGUACACGUGUGUAGCGGAGGGCGGCUGCGAGAUCACGAAGGCGCAGAGGAACAGGUGUCAGUAUUGCCGAUUCAAGAAGUGCAUCGAACAGGGUAUGGUCCUGCAGGCGGUUCGGGAGGACCGGAUGCCUGGGGGCAGGAAUUCCGGUGCAGUGUACAACCUCUACAAGGUGAAGUACAAGAAGCACAAAAAGAGUAACAAGGCGGGUGGCGUCGGUGGCGGCAUGGGAGGCGGUAUGGGUGGCGGCGGCAAUGUCGGUGGUGUGAACGGGUCGGGUUCUUUGGCUGGCAGCAAGGGCACCAUGGCUUCGACCAUGUUGGACAAACACAUGGCCGCGGCCGCGGCGGCUCAUCACAGUCAGCAACAGCAGCAGCAGCAGCAGCAGCAGCAGCAGCAGCAGCAGCAGCAGCAGCAACAGCAGCAGCAGCAGCAGCAUGCGCAGCUCGCCGGCAGCUUCCUUCACCAUCACAAAAUCUCGUCGGGCGAUCCGCUCAACUCGCAACCCACCCCUAGCCACCCGAGUCACCCCGCGCACACGGGCCACCUCGUCAACGGGACGAUCCUGAAGACGGCGCUCACCAAUCCCUCCGAAGUUGUGCAUUUGCGGCCAAGGCUAGACAAUGCAGUAAGCAGUUCGAGGGAUCGAGCCUUUCCUCUGGACGCGACCCUAACCAUGAUCCAAACCCUCAUAGACUGCGACGAGUUUCAAGAUAUCGCCACACUGAGGAACUUGGACGAGCUGCUGGACCAUAACUCAGACUUAAGUGAGAAGCUGUGUCAGAUAGGAGACAGUAUAGUGUACAAGUUGGUGCAGUGGACCAAAAGGUUACCGUUUUACCUUGAGCUGCCAGUUGAAGUUCACACGAGGCUGCUCACCCACAAGUGGCAUGAACUCCUCGUGCUGACCACGUCUGCUUACCAAGCGAUGCAUGGUCAGCACAGGUUCACCAGUGUCGGAACCGACGAGACGGGUGCGGAGUUUAUGCAGGAAGUAUCGAACAACAUGUAUACGUUGCAAACGUGCCUAACCAGCAUGAUGGGUCGAUCGAUAACCAUGGACCAAUUACGGCAAGACGUAGGGGUCAUGGUGGAAAAGAUCACGUAUGUCACGCUAAUGUUCAGGCGGGUGAGGCUACGGAUGGAGGAAUACGUCUGUCUAAAAGUAAUCACUAUGCUCUCACAAGACGCGAAAUCACGAGGAGGUACAACGGAAUUAGAACAGAUACAAGAACGUUAUAUGAAUUGUCUACGAAGUUUUGUCGAGCACAGCGCACCUCAGCAGCCGACUCGAUUUCACGAACUUCUCAUCAGAUUGCCCGAGGUGCAAUCGGCGGCGGCUCUACUACUCGAGAGUAAAAUGUUCUACGUUCCUUUCCUAUUGAACUCAGCAAUUCAAAGAUAGUAAUUAAACAAAAUGACGAUAAACGAAGCUGAAUACCUAUAUACAUACUAUACAUAUAUAUAAAUAUAUACACACAGAAAAAAGAGUAAGAGAACCGAACAAACAGACAACAGCAAAUGACAAACGAACCGAGAAAAACGGAAAAAUAGAGCCCGUGAAAAAGUAAGAGAGAAAAAGAGAGUGAGGACUCGAGCCGAAUGGGGAAAGGCUUUGUUUGUGUAUGUAUAAUAACUAUAUAAAAGUAUAUAUAUAUAUAUACAUAUAAAUAAUAUAAAUAAUAUAAAUGUGUAUGUUCGUUACAUUGUACAAACGAAAGAAGGCGGAAAGGGAAAGGAAGGAUCGUUCAGGCGGGCGAAGAAUUAAAAGGAAUGAAAAGAGCAGUGGACGAUAAAAAGUAACCACGUUGGAAACAGCGAAAGACGAGAAAAUAAAGAGAGAAAGAGAGAGAGAGAGAGAGAGAGAGAGAGAGAA